Molecule: messenger RNA, 1852 nt
Organism: Paramecium sonneborni
Lineage: Eukaryota; Ciliophora; Oligohymenophorea; Peniculida; Parameciidae
Source: the annotation of a GenBank genome assembly
AUGCUAAUCAAAAAAUUAACUAAAGCUAUUGCUAAAUAUCAAUUCUCCAAAUAAAUUCUUGAUUUUGCUAAACCUAAUCCUACAAAAUCAUAAUUUAUUUAACAUAAUGUCAAUUGUAUGGUAUUACAUCCAAUCUUUUAUCCAAAUAAAGGUCCAGAAUUAGAAUUAUAUAUGGCUGAAGAAGCUAUUGGUUUAUCAAAAUCAUUAAAUUGGACACUUGAAUAAGGACCUUUUUGGAAAGAUGAAUACACUAAAGAUAUUAGAAAAAGUUAAGGAAAAAUUAAUUAAGAUGAUUAAGAUAUUUAAGUUGAACAAUUAUCAAAUUUAGAUGAAGAUGAUCUAGGUCAUGAAUGGAGAAAUAAAAUUAUUAGAAAUUCUAUUGCUAAAUCAUCUCUUGUUAAAGUUCCUCGUAUUCAUUCUAUUACUUUUUUCACUAAAGGAAAACUUGCUAUGUUAGGAUAACAUAUCCAAUCCAAAAAAAUUAAUGCAGUCUUUAUAAAUCAUGAAUUAACACCAUUAUAAACUAGAAACUUAGAAAAAUUAUGGACUUAAUAUUCUAAAGGAGAAAUAACAUCUACCAAUAUUAAAGAAGAUAUAUAAGAGUCUAAUGAAGAAAAUAAUGAAAAUUAUGAAAAUAUUUUAAAUUAUGAUGAUUAAUCAGAUAAUGAUAAUGAUUUUGAAGGUCUCUCUGUCAAAGUUUUUGAUAGAUUUACUAUGAUUUUAUAAAUCUUUGCUAAAAGAUCAACAUAAGGAGUUUCUAAAUUAUAAAUUGAAUUAUCCUUUCUUAAAUUUGCUAAAACUAAAUUAGUAAGGAGUGGAAGUGCUUUUGUAUCAUUAUCAUCAAUCUUUAAAGGUGAUUUAAUGAUGGCUAAAGAAGUUUAUGUUGAAGUUGUAUCAGCAAAAUAAAGAAGAGCUCUUGGUAAAAUGAGUGGAUCAGGUGAAAGUGAACUUUAAUUAUAAAGAAGACUAAUAGAUGAUAGAAUUGCAAAAGUUAAAAAACUUAUUGAAGAAGAAAGUAUUUAAAGAACUAAAAUUAAAAGAAAGAAACUCAUACAUACUGUUCCUAGAAUUGCAUUAAUUGGAUAUACUAAUGCUGGUAAGUCAUAAUUAUUAAAUUGUAUAUUAUAAAAAGAUGUAGUUUAAAGUAGAGAUUUACUAUUUUAAACACUAGAUACAACAUCAAAAUAAAUAAGGUUAGCUUCUGGAUAAAAAGCAUUAAUGCUAGAUACUAUUGGUUUCAUUACUGAUCUUCCUCAUGAUUUGGUAGAAUCUUUUAAGUCUACUCUUGAAGAAGUUGAAGAUGCUGACAUAGUUUUACAUAUUAGAGAUAUUUCUCAUCCUUGCACAGAACAAUAAAAAUAAGUUGUUUUGAGUGUUCUUAAAGAGUUGGGUUUUAAUUAAGAUUUUUAUAGUAAAAAAAUGGUAUUUCUUGUUUUUAAUUUAGAUUGAAGUAUGGAAUAAAAUUGAUUUAAUGAAUUACCCUAUCGAUUAUGAAUCAAUUGAAUCACAAGAUUACCCCAUCGUGCCUAUAAGCGCAUUGAUGAAUAUUAAUAUCAAAAAAUUGCUCUAAAUUAUGGAAGAAAAAUCUAAUUAAAUUAUGAAUAAGAAAUAGUACAGAAUUAGAUAUAAUAUUGAUUAACAUUUUGAAAGGCUAAAAUGGUUUUAUGACAAUGGAAAUAUUUCAGGAGUUAAAAAUGAAUAGUAAAUACCUCCUGUGAAGAGAGGAGAUCCAACUAUUAUAGAGUAUGAUGUGAUCAUUGAUGAAAUCACUUACAACAGAUAUAUAGCCACCUUUUAACCUGAAAUGAGAAUCAAGAAAAAUAAAGGCAUGCCUCCAUCAGAUUGGAAAUGA